Messenger RNA from Aspergillus ibericus CBS 121593, 3907 nucleotides. Its product is annotated as DNA repair protein RAD5. The coding region runs from base 68 to 3685 and encodes 1205 amino acids. The record is from RefSeq and is a predicted model, not a curated record. Gene Ontology annotation, molecular function: zinc ion binding; ATP-dependent chromatin remodeler activity; hydrolase activity, acting on acid anhydrides, in phosphorus-containing anhydrides. The transcript has a single exon. Lineage: Eukaryota; Fungi; Ascomycota; Eurotiomycetes; Eurotiales; Aspergillaceae.
CUCCGGUCGUCCCUGGAUUUUUCACCAAGGCCCGGACAGCAACGCUUAGGGACGGUGCCCAUGCAGGAUGAAUCUCCAUGAUGCGGAUGAGCGGCCCUUGAAGAAAAGGCGCUUUUUCGUGGAUGAAGAAGAUGUUGCCUCCCCACCGACUAACGAUCCUAUUCCCGCAAAUCUCGACACCUCUGCUUCUUCGUCCUUGAACGAGAGCAAUGGAGUUGAAACUCAAGAUAUAGCAUCCGAGAACACUCAACUCAACGGAUCGGUUUCUUUCCUCGAUGGAUCCUUGCGAAACGAGAGCCAUGCCGUUCCCCGUGAGGAGAAAGAUGUUGCACAUGCAGAACGCCACACUGCGGAUUUGACGGCGGAAACAUGCGGGCAGGUCUCCGAUGGAUUUGAUACAGCGACGUUCACAAGUAUUGUCGGAGAACAUCUCUCUGCAGACUCCUUGCAGAAGAUUCGAAAUGCAGCCGGCGGUGACCUCGAGAGGGCAGUCAACAUCUAUUUCGAUGGUUCGUGGAAGAAUUCCCCUGUCAAUGGAGCUCGGAAUCAGACAACCCUCACAUCUCGCCAACGGUCGCUUCCUGUACAGCCACCAAUGAACACAGAGCCCUCGCUGGCAGCAUCGCAAUUACACACCGAGAGUCCUGCAGCAGAUAAGCCGCUUCGCCGUGCAACUCAGCCCUCGCAGAGAUAUAUAGGUGCAUUUGGCGUGGGAGGCUGGGCCACAAGGAGUGGAACAGGAAUACUCAAACAUGGGGAUCAUGUCAACAUUGAUCGUACACGAUCUCAGCCGAUCUCCAAGCGCAAUCGCGCGGGGAAACUCAUUGCCAAUCAGAAAGGCGACGUUCUCACGCGGUUCACCACUAAAUCCGGUCAGGAAAUCGGAAGGCUGCCUCGGGAGACGGCUGAGUGGGUAUCGACUCUAUUAGACCAGAAGGUGUGCAAGUUCGACGCUGUAUGUGUAUACGCGCCUGACCGGAUCCGAGUGAAUGACACCAUAUAUUUGCAAUUGUGGUGCUAUUUGCGCAUCGAGGCAUUUCAGCCUCGGAUCCUUGAUGAAGCAGUUGAUGAUAACAGAUCGAUCGCUUACUUCGAGGAGAAAGAAAGUACCGAGGAGAAGCGGUUGCGCCUUCGUCAAGUGGCUCUGGUGAAACUCUUCGAUGAAAUUGGCCUCCAACCGUCAUCCAUCAAUGACAUGACACGGAAUCACAAGAAAGAAGGAUUGCUUCGUGCGGCAGAGAUGUCGGAACAGUACGAGCGAGUGAAAAAGGAAAACCAGACAAACAACGGCUCGUCAGAAGAGGAGGAUACCCCGGAGCUCGAAGAAGACCAGCUUGAUACGCUCUACAAGAAGGCUCAGUCUUUCGACUUCAACAUGCCUGAGGCGGAACCUGCGUCAUCGUUCACGAUGAAUCUUCGAAAAUACCAGAAGCAAGCGCUGUACUGGAUGCUCGCCAAGGAGAAGGACAAUAAGUCUGGGAGGGAGACAUCGCUGCAUCCACUAUGGGAAGAGUAUACCUGGCCGUCUAAGGAUGUUGACGACAAGGAUCUCCCGGCUGUAGAGGGUGUUGACCAGUUUUAUGUGAACCCGUACUCUGGAGAGUUGAGCAUUGAGUUCCCAGUACAAGAACAGCAUUGCCUCGGAGGUAUCCUGGCAGACGAAAUGGGCCUGGGUAAGACGAUUGAGAUGCUCAGCUUGGUCCACUCCCAUCGAGUUGCCCCACAGAACCCUGGCGAUUUGGUGAGGCUACCCCAGUCGUCUGCUGGGGUCGUCUCUGCUCCGCAUACUACCCUCGUCAUCGCACCCACGUCCCUCCUGGCACAGUGGGAGAGUGAGGCCUUGAAGGCUUCGCAGCCGGGAACGAUGAAAGUGCUGAUGUAUUACGGGGCGGACAAGAACAUUAAUCUCAAGGAGCUGUGUGCUGCAGGCAAUGCGGCUGCCACCAAUCUGAUCAUCACCAGCUACGGGGUUGUCCUCGCGGAAUACCGCCAGCAUGUAUCCACAUUGUUCUCUUCCGUCGCCCCCGGUGGUCUGUUCUCAGUGGACUUCUUCCGUAUUAUCGUCGAUGAAGCUCACAUGAUCAAGAACCGCCAGUCCAAGACAGCAAAGGCGUGCUACGAACUCAAGGCAACACACAGAUGGGUGCUUACAGGAACCCCAAUUGUCAAUCGCCUUGAAGACCUGUUCAGCCUCGUGAGAUUCCUCAAGGUCGAGCCCUGGAACAAUUUCUCUUUCUGGAAGACGUUUAUCACAGUUCCUUUCGAGUCCAAGGACUACGUGCGCGCUCUGAACGUAGUGCAAACCGUCCUUGAGCCUCUGGUGCUCCGACGUACUAAAACAAUGAAAACCCCGGAGGGUGAGCCUCUGGUGCCUUUACCGCGUCGAACCAUUACGAUUGAGGAAGUCGAACUUCCAGAGCAGGAACGGGAGAUUUACGAUCUCAUCUAUACCCGGGCCAAGCAGACAUUCAAUCACAACGUUGAAGCCGGUACUUUGUUGAAGUCGUAUUCCACCAUUUUCGCACAGAUCCUCCGUCUCCGGCAGACAUGCUGUCAUCCCAUCCUCACUCGCAACAAAGCCAUCGUUGCGGAUGAGGAAGACGCGGCCGCGGCCGCCGAUGCAACCGCCGACCUCAAAGACGACAUGGACCUACAAGAUCUCAUCGACCGCUUCAAGGCAACCACAGAAGCAGUCGAAUCCAACGAGCCCCAAGACCCCAUGGCCAAAUUCACCGCUCACGCGCUGAAGCAGAUUCAGAACGAGUCCAGCGGCGAAUGUCCUAUCUGUGCCGAAGAACCCAUGAUCGAUCCUGCAGUCACAUCCUGCUGGCAUAGCGCAUGCAAGAAAUGUCUAGAAGACUUUAUCCGCCACCAGACCGACAAGGGCGUGCCCCCUCGAUGCUUCUCAUGCCGGGCGCCCAUCACAUCCCGGGACAUUUUCGAGGUGAUCCGCCAUCAAUCUAAUUCAUCACCCCCCGACAACGACAUAUACAACAGUACACCACCAACAGCCUCCCAAGCCUCUCCCCGAAUCUCCCUCCGACGCGUCAACCCCCUCUCCCCCUCCUCACACACCUCCGCCAAGAUCCACGCCCUCCUCGCCCACCUCACCCGCGUCCCCUCCAACACCAAAUCCGUCGUCUUCUCCCAAUUUACCAGCUUCCUCGACCUCAUCGCCCCGCAACUCACCCGAGCCGGAAUCCCGCACGUCCGUCUCGACGGCACAAUGCCCCAAAAGGCCCGCGCCGAAACCCUCGCCCAAUUCAACCGAGACAACACCUUCGACCAGGACGAGAUCGACGCAGCAGAAGCCACAGAUCUCCCUCGUCACUCGCGCACCAGACCCGCCCCCUCCACGCCCCCUCCCAAAGUCCUCCUCAUCAGUCUCCGCGCCGGCGGCGUCGGCCUGAACCUCACAACAGCAAGUAAUGUCUUCAUGAUGGAUCCCUGGUGGAGUUUCGCGAUCGAAGCUCAAGCUAUUGACCGUGUUCAUCGAAUGGGUCAACUCCGGGAUGUGAACGUGACGCGCUUCGUGGUGAAGGAUUCCAUUGAGGGUCGGAUGCUGCGCGUCCAGGAACGGAAGAUGAAUAUUGCGGGGUCGUUGGGGCUCCGGGUGGGUGGGGAUGGAUCGGAGGAUGAGAAGAAGAAAGAGCGGAUUGAGGAGUUGAGGUUGUUGUUUGAGUGAAGCAACUGGGUUGGAGUUUAUUGUUGUUGGUAUAUGUAUGAUGAUGAUGAUGAUGAUUGAUACCUUGGUGGUUUCGGGUCAGGAUUCUUUUGAUAUAGAUUGGUGUAUAGCAUGCAUAUGAUCGCGAGGUAUGAUUACUGAUUGUAUAGGUGAUCGGUAUAAUUAGCUAAUCCUACCAUGCAGAGAGAGAAGUUUCAAGAAUCUCUCUGCUCGAUACGAAAG